CCUUCUUCUAUUUUAUUUUCCCAAAUGAUCGUUUUUCUGCAACAUAUUCUAAGAAAAUUGAUAAGAGUAAUUUUAGUAUGAAAUGAUCAAAUACAAAUGAUUUGCUGAAAUUUUGACCCAUGAUAAUUGGCGGGUUGAUUCAAAGCAUUCCAUAAGGUAAAAUUUAAUCUUCGUUCAGUCUUUAUAUAUGUGCACGCCAUCUGUUUGAUAAAAUUCCUCAGUUGAAAUUAUGAUGACAGAAAUGAAAUUAUUAAAAGGGCACAUGGAAUCUUUGGAUAGGAUAUCAGAACUCCCAGAAUUUAUCCUUCAUUUGAUUCUCUCAUUUCUUAAAACUGAAGAAGCUUGUAGGACUAGCAUACUGUCUAAACAAUGGUAUAAUGCUUGGGCUUCAAUGCCAAUUUUGGAUUUUGAGCCUCAGUAUAGAAGUAAAUGGUAUUACGUCGAAUUGUGUGAUGAGAAAACAGUUCAGAGUUAUGUGAAAUUCAUAGAUAAAACUAUGCGGAGAUACUCUGAGCAAAAGUAUUUCAUUAAGAAAUUCCGCCUCGACUUCCCCAAAUUCGAUGAAAAGGUAGCACCAUUUAUUGAUAAAUGGGUGGAAAUCGCGGUGGAAAACAAAGUCGAGGAGAUUGAUCUCAAGAUAAUUCUCCCAGAGUUGCCGAAAUAUAGGUUGCCCGAGACUGUAUUUUGUGCUAAAUCAUUGAAAUUGUUGAAUUCUUCCAAUGUAGUACUUCCAUAUCAUGGGACUAUGAAGCUUCAUUCACUUAAGUGUUUGAAGUUGAAUAAUGCAACAAUAGAUGAGUCUAUGCUUCAGCGUAUCAUCUCGUUAUGUCCCUUGAUUAACUUGAAGCUUCGAUUUUGUUAUGGCCUCAAGAGUAUUUCAAUUCCUUGGACAAAAAAUAACUUGCAUGAGUCAGGUAAAUCUUUGGAUCACACGAGGUUGCAGUUUGACGUCAAAGCAUCAGCUCUGCAAGACUUUAUCUACUGGAAUGAGGUUUCUUGGCCUUGUGAGAUGAAUGUGUAUGCACUGCGAAACUUGAGAAAAUUAGAGAUAUGCUUUGCACCCGUUACCGAUGACAUUGUUUCUUUUCUGGCAUCCAAACUUUUAUCAUUAGAUAGUUUAACGCUUUCUUCAUGCACUAUGCUAAAGAAUAUUGAGAUCUCAAGUAAACAGCUGAAGAAAUUCGUGAUUGUCGAGUGUGAUGAGUUAGAGAAGGCUACAAUUGACGCUCCAAACUUGCUUUCAUUUGUGUACAAUGGCCAACCAGAGCCUUGUUUAUCUAUAAUAAAUGCCCAAGUUAACUGUGAUGGUCACUUAUAUGUGUUGGUAGAAUCUAUUAGCAUCAAAUGGUUCAUUUCACUGAAGGAGUUUCUCACUAAAUCUAAGAUAUUCAAGGUUAUGGAGUUGAACUUAUCAGAAUGUACAUCUCAGAUCGAGCUUGCAGAGGAUAAACUGAAACUUGUUGGACCACCUUACAAACUCAGAGAGUUGAAGUUACACGAAACGUCCUAUUGGAUGCUCACUAAAUCUUCUCUUUCAGCAUUUUUGGAUGGUCUAUUUUGGAGUUGCCAUCCUGAUGUUCUGACUGUGCAAACAACAAUUAAUUUCCAGACUGAGACUGUUGAGUUGCUCUUGGAGGCACUGAAGGACAAAGUGAAAUGUUGGAGACAUGCCUUGAAACACAUUGAAGCUGAAGAGGUGGAUUUCUCUGGGUUACUCUCUUGUUCUGAGUUGGAAAUCAGGUUCAGACUAUACUGGUAGCCGUCUCAGACUUGUGUGAAAGCUUAGAAUUGGUUUGAUCUCGAUGCAUUCUAAAACAUUCUUCUUUUGCCAGAAGCAUUGUGAUUAGGUUCUUCCUUCAUGUUUUAAGUGCUCACAAGAUACAUGGUAUACUGAGAACUACCAUGGUGACUACUGACUAGAUAGGUUCUUUUUGAAUGAUAAAUUUUUAGUCUACAAAGAAUUAGGGUUGGUUCAAGUGGUGAGCUUUUCCAUCUUCCCUAGCAAGAUCUAGGGUUCAAUUUCCACCCCAUGCAUUUGCUUGGGAUUUAAGGGGGUUGGGGGGUGUCUGGCUUGUAAUUGGCCUCUGGGUAGGGGCCCUGUGUGAAGGUAGUCCAGAGGAAUUUUUCUUACCAAUUUUUUUUUAAAAAAUCUCUAGUCCAUAGUAUUAAAGUUCUACCUAUAAUUAUUCUGUAUUAGUACGAAAAUAUGAAACUUA
This is a messenger RNA of Beta vulgaris subsp. vulgaris (sugar beet), 2216 nucleotides long. RefSeq names its product putative F-box protein At1g49610. The coding region runs from base 230 to 1759 and encodes 509 amino acids. Gene Ontology annotation, molecular function: protein binding. The record is from RefSeq and is a predicted model, not a curated record. NCBI's taxonomy places the organism in Eukaryota, Viridiplantae, Streptophyta, Magnoliopsida, Caryophyllales, Amaranthaceae. The transcript has 3 exons.